UUCAAAAACGAGAACUCAUGUCUACUACAAUACAUGAGUGUUGAACUAAUCGAAAGCAAACUAGCUUUGUGUGAUACCAAAACAGAUGGUGGAGGAUGGAUUGUCAUUCAGAGGCGUGUUAAAGGUGACGUGAGUUUUAUCAGAAACUGGAGCGACUACAAAAAAGGUUUUGGGACAUUGAAUGGAGAUUACUGGCUUGGAAAUGACUGGAUUUCAAAUCUUACAAUAAACGGCUACAGUGAUCUGAGAUUUGACAUGAAAUAUAAAGGUAAAUAAUACUACGCAGUGUACAGUAAUGUGACGGUUGAAAGUGAAGCAGCUUUGUAUAGGAUAAAGUUUACAUUCAAGACAGGCAACGCUACAGAUAACUUUAGUUAUCACAAUGGAACUGCUUUUACCACUUUAGAUAAAGACAAUGAUGGAUGGUCUGGUAACUGUGCUGUGAGUAAUAAAGGCGGCUGGUGGUAUAACGACGGAUGUCAUCGGGUGAACGUUAACGGUGUAUGGGCGAGUAAAGAUCAUGGUGAAGGCAUUAACUGGGGCGGUAUAACAGGCUAUAGAGAUUCUAUGGAGCUCGUGGAGAUGAAGCUACGAAGUCCAUGAUUAUAAAACACUAACGCAAAAAUAAAACAUUGU
Messenger RNA from Physella acuta, 636 nucleotides. Its product is annotated as ficolin-2. Gene Ontology annotation, molecular function: extracellular matrix structural constituent; protein-macromolecule adaptor activity. Gene Ontology annotation, biological process: platelet aggregation; blood coagulation, common pathway; positive regulation of heterotypic cell-cell adhesion. NCBI's taxonomy places the organism in Eukaryota, Metazoa, Mollusca, Gastropoda, Physidae. Gene Ontology annotation, cellular component: fibrinogen complex. The record is from RefSeq and is a predicted model, not a curated record.